Paramecium primaurelia is the source of this 627-nucleotide messenger RNA. NCBI's taxonomy places the organism in Eukaryota, Ciliophora, Oligohymenophorea, Peniculida, Parameciidae. The record is from the annotation of a GenBank genome assembly.
AUGGAAAAUACUGAUAUGUCAACUCUCCUGCUGGUUAUACUGCUUGCAUUGACACCAAUAAAACAGCAAUUAAUUUUAAUGUGGUUGAUCUCGAAUAUACCACUGAUGGGUCAAAUUAAUACUAACUCUGUACUGCCCCAUGUACAAAGUGCGAAUAUAAUGCCAAUAAUUGUACAGAGUGCAUAUUUACUUUUACAUUAAGUCAGAGUAUACAAUAUCAAUGAAAUUGCUGCCAGUGCUAUUUUCUGUUGAUCCUCAAAAAUAUUAGUACUUCUAAAUGCUUAACAUGUUUAGAUUCUAAUCAGAAACAUAUAUCUACAUCAUCAUCAUGUGAUUGCAAAUCCAUCUAUUAUUCUGAUAGUCUUAUCAUAUGGGCAAAAUUUUAAGAACCAUGUUAUGAAUGUGAUACAAACGGUUGUAUCAACUGCAAAUAUAUAAAUCAAAUUCUCUAUUCCAAUAAAUAGUUUAUUUGCAAAUCUGGAUAUCUUUCAUAAGGGUUUGUAUGACUUUAAUGUUAAAAUCCAUGUUCUGCAAGUAUUAAUAAAGUUACCUAAUGCCCAACAUAUGUAGAUCAAAUUUAGAGUGUGUAAAAUUAUUAAUGUUUAAGUAAAGAAGGGUUUUUAUUGA